AUGAUGGAAAAUGCAUUAGUUGCUGAAGUCCAUAUCAUCACAAGAGAGUAUUCUACCUCAAGAUCAAAUAAAAAUAAAUGAAGAGUUUUUAGGAAAACUGCAACCCCGCCUCCUACAAGUAUUAUUGACUACCAGCCCACCAGCGGAGAGGAUAUGCUUGCAAUUAUUUAUCAGAAGAAGCUAGAUGUAGUGGACGGUUAUUUAUUUAGUCAUCUCUAUAAGAGAUUGAUGCUAAAAAGAAACGAAGUUUUGUUCAAAACUUUCCUAAGUUUAUGGAAUUUAAUCAACCCUAUUAAGAUGCCAGGAAUCUCGAAAAAAGUUUAUUUUAGUUUAUAUGAAAUCAUAUAUGUUGAGAUAUUGAAUGCCUCCACAGAAGAACAGUCAGUAAAAUCAAUGGUUUUAACUGAUAUGAAAAUUGAUUUUGGAGACUCUGAAUGCUUAGGGUUAUCUGAUUUCUAUGAUGGAUUCUUUGAGUGCCUAGACACAUUUACUAGAAGCACUUUAGUAAUAGAGUACGUCAGAGUUUUAAAGCAGAUCCAUGGGCACCUGCUAAAAUCACAGUGGUUUAACCAGCUGAAUUUAUCUGGAAGACUUCAUUAUAAAGAAGGAGCGAAACCUCAAUAUUCUCCUUGGAUGAUACAAUAUUUUAAGCCAGAAGAAUCAUUAUUUCAUAAAUCUUCUGCCAGAAGUAUUCCUUCUCUAUUUAAAGCACCUAUUGGAAGCGUCAGAAUAUCUGAAAGACUUUUGAAAGGGAGCGUAUUUUCAAGAGAAAAAUCCAGUGGGGAUAUUUUAUCUAAAAAAAUAGAAAUGCUGAUAAACCCGAAAGAAAGCAGAAAUCUGAGAAGCUCUAAUAAGCCGAGGACAGCUGGGCAAAAUUCAUUUGGAAAUUCAAGCUUCAAGCCUAAAAAUAGAAGACUAAGAAGUAUUGAAAUUGACCAUUUGGAUGUGGUUAGCCCUUUAUCAAUUGCAAUAAAGAAAUCGCGAAAAAAUAGCUCCUUAUUGGAAGAAAUAAUUGAAGGAAGGCGAAAUUAUUUUAGAAGAGUAUCAAGUCAAUCUCAAUUGAGUGAUUAA
Blepharisma stoltei is the source of this 1071-nucleotide messenger RNA. Lineage: Eukaryota; Ciliophora; Heterotrichea; Heterotrichida; Blepharismidae. The record is from the annotation of a GenBank genome assembly.